Molecule: messenger RNA, 11058 nt
Organism: Caenorhabditis angaria
Lineage: Eukaryota; Metazoa; Nematoda; Chromadorea; Rhabditida; Rhabditidae
Source: the annotation of a GenBank genome assembly
AUGCCACAAGGUAAAUUUUUUACAAUUUCUUAAGAAAAUGAAAAUAAUCGCAAUUUUAUUGCAGAUCUAUUGUGCAAAGAAACGAUGGACGAAGUGUCGGAUAAGCCAGUAAGUUUUUUGCCGCCGAUUCAUUUUUAUCAGAACAAAAUUAUGGGAUGACUCAUGUUCAUGCGCAAAAAUCGAUUUUCUUCGUAACACCGUGCUAUGCCCUUAAAAAACGAUGAUAAUUAUAAUAUUUUCUCAUCUAUUAAUGCUCAAAUCUCACUAAUAUCCCCAAAGAACAUGAUUUGUUUUGCAGAUCGACCCAUCCGUCCAACCAACAAUUCAACAAACUUUGUUCCCAGGAAGCAAUGUUAUCGCAACUCCCUCAAUGCCACCUGCUCCCCCUCCUGGUGGUAUUCGAGUUUCGUUUCCUGGCCAACAUACGGGAGGAUUGACACCAAACACAGUCUCCUCCCAAUCAUUUUCAUCCGGUAGCGGUGCUUUUCAUGCACCCCGACUUCAAUCAGCGGUACAAACUAUUCCAAAUAUUGUUAUUCCGCAACCUCAAAUGGGAAAUCAAUUGCGUGUGGACACAUCAAACUUGACAAGACCAUCAUCAGUUUUGUCGACACCUGGUGGUUUGCCCUCGUCAUCUAUGAAUAUGUUCUCGUCGCGUAUUGCGUUUUCUGGAAAUACUCCUAAUCAUUCCGGAAUGUUUAACAAUAUUCUAUUCAACUCCAAUCCUUCCACUUCAUCGCAAGGGUUAAUGUAAGUUUUUUUUCUUAUUUUUUUGGGGGGAAACAGGGUGAAACGGAAUACAAAACUGAACCUUCAAUUCAUUAAUAGAAUUAUUUAAUCAUUAUCAAGUUAUUAGAAAUUGAAAUUCAUCAAAAAAAAUUAUGAAAAAUUUCUCAUCCCCGGCAAAAAAAAAUCAUUUUUGAGUGACAAUAUGGCGUCCUUACGUAAUACACCUAUUCCAAAUGUGGAUCUUUCUCAAAUAGCAAAUGAAGAACGAGCAAAACAAGCGCUUCGUGAAAGAAUGGGUAUCACCACAAAAGCCAGAGAUGUCCCAGCAACCAAUACAACAUUAGAACCAGCUGUUAUUUCACAACUUCUAGCAAUGCAUUUACAAAAGUGAGUUUUUUUUGUCGAUUUCCAAUAAAAACCAAUAUAUUUCAUUUUCCCAUAAUUUUUUUCUGUUUUGAAAAAAUGGCUUUUCAGAAAAAAAAAGAAAUCUUUAUUGCACUUUCUAAUCUACUUCUCACGUUUUUCUGACAUACUUUUUUUUUAGAAAAAAACUUGAGCUCCUUUUUUUCAUUUUCCUCACUCCAAUUAGUGUUUUCCUGUUUCAGAAAAAUAUGAGACGGAAUGUGAGAAAAAUUUUUUUGGCUUUGUUGCAUUUAUUAAUUCUGAUAUACACUUUCUAUAGAAAAUUUGAGCUCUUCUUCAUCUUUCCUUUUCCAAUCAGUGAUUUCUUGUCUAUACAAAAAUUUCCAGUGUCUGAAUAAAUUGAAAAAUGAUUUUCGCUCUAUUGAGAAUUCAUGUUUCUUUGCUUAUUUCUGACACACCUUUUCAGCUUUGUUCAUUUUCAUUUUUCGAAUUUUUGUGUUUUGAAAAAAAUUGCUACCUCGUGUUUAUUUUGACAUGCAGUUUGAAAAAUCACACGGUUUGAAACAAUUGAUUUUUUUUACAUUUUCCUUUUUCUAAUAAUGUGUUUUGUAUCGGAUAGUCGGCCGCUCCGAGAAUUUUUCAUUAAACUCGGUUUAUUGUCAUGUUCUGUGCCGCUGAAUUGCUUGCAAUCACUUUUCCUUUUUUCAUUUUCGAAUUAUUUUAUUUCUGUUUCAAAAAAAAUGCUACCUAAAAACAAAAAUCGAUUGUCUUCUCUAUUUCACAGCUACGUUUCUCAUUUCUUUUUCUGGCAUAUGUAAAUUUUCCAAACAAAACCGAGCUUUUAUUCAUUUUCCAUUUUCCAAUUAUUUUUUUUCUUUGCCGUUCGAAAAAAAGAAAAUUCGGUUUUUUGAACAAGACAUUUCUCAUGCUCUAUGUGACACCUUUUUUUUCAAAAAAAAAUUGGACUCUUUUCUUCUCCUCUCCGUUUUCAAUUAUUUUCUGUUCCGAAAAAAAACAUUGUCAAAUUUUAUAUGGAAAACGUUUCAAAUUUUUUUUCCAAUUAUUUUUCAUAUUUUGGAAAUCUGCAGCUCAAAAAAACACUUAUAAAAAAUCUCUAUUCAAAAAAUGGAAUGUGUGCUCCAUCGCACUAGCUUUUUUUCUAUGUUUUUUUUAAUGAUUUUCAACGUUCAGCGAUAGAAACCAACAUUCUCAAUUUUUCAUAUAGUGUACUUUUUCAGCUCUGGACAAGCCCCUACUCCCGCUGCUCUUCACGCCGCUGCAAGUGACCCAACAUUCCAACAGAAAAUUCAUGAAGCAAUAAUGGUGAAAACACAACUGGAAGCUCAACAGCAAUUGCACCAACAGCAACAAAAGCAGCUUGAGGUUCAAAAACAAUUGGAACAACAGAAGCAACAGCUUCAACAGCAACAAUACCAUCAGCAGCAGCAGCAGCUUCAACAAGAACAGAUUCAAAAUCAUAUGCGUCAACAGCAACGUAUUCAACAACAAAUCAAGCAGCAACGAGAAGCGCAAAAACGUGAACAUGAGUUGCGUAUGUUGCAACAAGCGCAAUCACAAAAUGCAUUAUUACAAUCUGGUGCAUUGACGAUGGAAUCGAGCGGAGUAUUGGCAUCAACAUCAGCUUAUCCAAGUAGUCGAUCAAAUUCAGAAGUUAGACAACCUGUGCCAUAUGUAAGUUUUAUUAUCAAUUUUCUCCAAACAACUCUAAUGCGACUAUGAAAACCAAAAACUAUGUUUUAUUUAGAUUGCUCAUAAUUCCCGUGGUCGCCCACCAAAUCGUGGUCGUGUUACUGGAAGUGGUCGUGGAUUGUCGUUGCCUACUACUCAAGAUCAUGUUAGAACUCAAGCUCUUUAUCAAGAACAAGCUCGUGCUCAAACUGAAGAAAAGGCCAGAAAUCGUAUGUAUCAACAAUUUGGUCACGAAGACAAUUAUUCUCGUCAUGGAUUGAGUCUCAACAAUUUGCCAGCAUCGAGUUUGUCAACAGCUCACAGUGAUAUGCAAGCAAUGUUGCAAUUAAUUCAACAACAAAGCCAAAAUCCAACUAUUUUGCCGCAUCAUAAUUUGAUAACUGCUCAACAACAAGUUACAACAUCUUCGCCACGCCCAAAUAUAUUGAGACGUCAUCAUUCGGGAACUCCAUCGUUGGCAAAGAAAAAGUUGUUGGAAACGAUGGCUGCCGUACAACCAACACUUCAACCGCCACCAUUUCCAUCUGUUAUUCCACCGUUUGAUCCACUUUGUGUUGAUGUAAAACCUCCAGUCCAACUCGAAACAACCAGAAAACGCAAUCGAAAGCAAACAUUUGAAGCUGAUCCAACUCCAGAUGAAAUUCGAAUGAAUGUCAAUUUCCAAAUGCCUAUUCGUGUUCCAGGUGGAACCACACAACCGGACAAGAAAAAACGAGGUCGCCCUCGAAAUGACGAUUAUAAUGCAGAUUGGUCUUGUAAGUUACAUUCAUUCUUAAAAAUUAGGUCAUUUUCAAUAUUUCAGAUGAGAAGCCAGUGAACAUCAAAACAUCAAUUCCAGUUAACUUGAAUAGUCCUGACGAACCAUCAACAUCAGGUAAUGUUGCACUUUGUGAGUGUAAAUGUGAAAUAAUGAAUUCAUAUAAACUAAUAAUUAUUUUUUAGUAAAUCCUGAAGAUGCUCUCCGCCAGCAAAAGGUUAUGAUGCAAAAUACUGGCUUAACAAAAACUGAACAAGCUAUUUUUGUCAGUCUUCCACUAGGACUUCAACAGCAAAUCAAACAACAGAAGAAGAAUCAGGAAACGGCAAAGAAAGAGAGAAAGGUAAGAAAAAUUAUCACUUGAGAUGAAAAUAGAACUUUUUUUCAGCCGUCAAAGCCAAGAAAGCCGUAUUUGACGAAAGCCAAGCAAGCUGCUGCUGCAGCCGCUGCCGCAGCCGCCGCUGCUGCUGCAGAAGCAAAUUACACAAAUACAUCUGGACCAUUACUUCCGCCUUCGUCUUCCGCGAUUUAUCAACAACAAUUGGCUCAACAUAUUGCUCAAAAACCACAGGUUAAGCCACAACCGCAGCAAUAUUAUCAGCCAAAAUCUCAACAACAGCAAAUUCAAUUGCAAAAACAACAGCUAGAACAUAUUCAGAAUCAAAACCAUGUUCAAUAUCAGCAAAAUAUUCAGCACCAACAACCUGUUCAUCAUCAGCAACUACCGCAGCCAGUUCAAUCUGUAAAAACACAACCUGUAAAUCGUGAACCAAUUAUUACAAUGGCUGCUCGUAAAGCUGUCAUUCCUGAACCACCAAAACCCACUGUAAUAAACUCAAUCGUGUCACGUACAACACAUACACCUGUCACUCGUUAUUCGCCACCUCCACCAGUCGUCAGAAAACCUAAAACACCUAAACCAAAAGCAGCAGAAUUGGUGGUUGUUGUAGCGAAACCCGCGCCUACUCCUGUGUCAGCACCUGCUCCUGUGAGAAAACUUGUGCGGAAAAAGAAAGCAGUGAAGGUUGUUCAGAAGGUUUCCAAAAAGAAGAAGGUACCAAUUAAGAAAAAGAUUCAGAAGAAAAAAGCUGCUUCAAAAAAGAAGCCAAUAGGCUUUAAAAAAAUUAUGCGGAAACAAAAAGAUGCUGAUAAGGAUAAUAUGGUGGCUAUUCGAAUAUUGAAUUCAGUUGAUAAAACAAAACUAUUCAAAAAACAACCUGGAACAAAUGAGAAAAUUCGUUGUAAUGAUGUGUCUUUUUUCAAUGGCUUGAUUAUGAAAUACGAUCAUGCGACAAAAGAAGCUGAAGAGAAGAUGAGAGCACUUGAAGCUAAAGAAUUGGAAAAUAUUGCUCCAGUUACAGAAACAAAACCUGUAACAACAUCAAAUGUGAGUUGUUGACUCUGUUUGGGAAUAGAUGGUCUUUAAAAAACAGGUUUUCAAAAAAAAAAAUUCAAGGAUAGCUUGAGAAAUAAAUUCAAAACAAAUUCUGCUUCAAUAACAAAAUUAUAUUUUUCAGAAGGAAGACAUUGUUAUCGAAGGUCCACUCACCAAAGAAGAAGUUGCUGUUUCAGCUGUUCUUAGAUUGCGUCGCGAAAGCAAGGAACUUUUCAAAAUUGGUCAAAAAAUUCGAAUUCUUGAGAAAAAAAUUAAUAAAAAGGUUUGUUUCAUUAUCAGAACCGAACUCUCAAAAUAGAUUUUUUUUCAGAAGUCAAUGUCAACUCUGUUUAAUUCUCUUGAACCAAUUUAUGACAAAGAUGAAGAAGUUGCCCGAAGCAUGUUUUUCAAUAAUGUUUAUAAGAAUGAGAGAGAAUUUCUUCAACAUCAACAAAAUGUUCUCCAAAAAGACCGUCUUAUUAAAAUAUUGACGAAAAAAGCUAACAUCGAGGAGAAAGUUAAGGUAUGUUUAAAAUUCUUAACUAUAAAGAGAGAAAUUCAUGAAAUUAUUUGCAGAAUAUUCUUCAAACCAGUCAAGCAAAUUUGAUCAAAUCUUUGGAGAAUGUUGACAUUGAUCCAAAAUAUCACGAUGAUGAUGGAAGUAUGAGAAAAUUAUUAACAAAUUCUCUUUUGGAUAUUUAUAUCAAAGCUAAACCAAUUGCCAAGGUUCGUUGAAUUUGUGUUUUCAUAUAAACCGAAAAUAAUUUAUUUUUCAGAAAAACAUGAAGAAGGGAAUCGUUCGCAGACAGAAGCGACAAAAAACCAUUCAAAUUGAGAGAAAAUUGGCGACUGCUAUCAAAGAGAAAGAGAAAACAUCAAAACGCGGAAAAGGAUCUGGUGCAUCCGAUUCUGAAAGUGAUGAUGAAGAAAGAGAAGAGCACGAAAAAAUGGAGAAAAAGAAGGCUGAAAAGAAAAAGAUGGCAGCAAUCACUCGUGUAGUCGAAGAAAAGAUCAACAAAGAUAUUCGGGUUCAGAAAUAUGUUGCAAGUACGGAGAAAAAUAGAAAAGAAAAAGCUGUGAAUAAAACUGUCGACGGACUUUUGGACUCUGUUUGUCAAAAAGAAGAGGAACAAGCCAAAAAUUCGAGAGUACCACAGGAUGAUGUUGAACUUCUUGGAUUGAAUGCUUUGAAAAAACAGAAUUACGAAAAUAUGAAAACUUUUUCUGCAAAACAGCCAAAUGAUAAUUCAUGGGAAUCAGUUGUUAAUAAUGCAGAAAAGGUGUUUAUUGCUGCAGCAAGUGGAAAUAAAAGAUCUCUCGCAAGUGCAUGGGCAAAGCUUAGACAAGUUGAAAAAAGACCCAAAACACUUGUGAAAGCCAGAAGAUUGAGAGCUGCAAAACGAGCUGCAAUGAUGAAGAAAUCUGCACGAUUAAGAAAAGCUGGAAAAUUAAGAGCUAUCAAAAAGUCGAAAAAAGCUUCGACCGCGGUUUCGCAACCAACCAACAUGGAAACUGACGAUGAUGAUAUUGUGGUAGUUGGUGAAUCUGCAAAAACAAGUCAAAUCAAUUUGCAAGCCAACAAAAAUGCAUCAACCAGCAAAGCUGCUGAAAAGGAAACUUCUGCUGAGGAUGUUGUUGGUCGAAUGAAUCCGGAUAAAGAUGGGCGAGCAUUACAAGUUGUUAAUGGCGUUUUCUAUGAAAAAGUAAACAAAUGUGGUAAUGAGAUUUGGGUGAAACACAAGAAAACUGAACAACAAAUUAUGGAGGAACAAAAACUGCGAAAGAAGCAAUUGGAAUCUUGUUGGAAAACGGUCAAGAAGAAUUUUGCCAAACAUAGGAGAUUCGUCAAUAAUCUCACGAAAGACAGCCAACAAGAGAAUGCCAAAUUUGUUUUUGCUGCUGAAACUGAUCCAAAAUCUUUUGCUAACAUUUUUGCAAGGUUGGUUGAAUGUUUUUUUUUCAUUCUAACAUCAUUUUGUUAUUUUUUCAGCCCAUUUGUCGAUAAAAAUCAACUUAACGAGAUUGCUCCAGUUGUAGAUUUGAAUGAUCUUGAGGAAACAACAUUGAUAAAAUUGAGAGAGGUUAGUUUUUAUUUUCUGAAAAUAUUAUAUAUUUUUAAAAUCAUUUUAUUAUAGGAGCUUAUUCGAUUGUAUGCAAUGCAACAUCUCGAAGCCUUGCCAAGUAAUGGUGAAGAAAGAAUUGAUGAGAUUCUCGAAAAACUUGCCAUCGAAACAUGUCGUGAUGAAAUUGUUACAUCAGCCAGAAGAAUGUACAAAAAAGAAUGUUUGAGUAUCGCUCCAAUACAAAAACUGACUGAAAACAUUUUCAAACUUGACAGAAAGUUGUUGCCAGAUUUUGAAAACACAUUAAAGGAGAGAAAAUUGGACAUUGCACAAUGUUUGAAAACGGUUGCUUUGGAUCAUUUGGAGAAGAAACAUUUCAAAAUUCCGGAAAAACGAGAUGUUUUGGAUGGUGAAGAUCGUACUGUUGAAUCGGUAUGCAACUUUUUAACAAACUUUUUUUUUGACAGCUCUUAAAAAUUUUUUUUUCAGGCUGGCUACGUUUAUCAACCAAUUCCUCUUUGUUUGUCAAGAAAAGCAAUGAAAGCGUAUUAUGAAGAAAAGAAGUUGAAACAUCAACAAUCUAUUGAGAAUUAUAUCAAAACAGUAAGUUUUCACAAUUAUGUAUAAUAUCUUCAAAUGCAAUAUUGUUUAGCGUGACUAUGAGAAACAACUCAAAGUAUGGAAAGAGAAAAACGAUAAGCUUUUUUGAUCAAAUUAUGAACGACGCUCAAAACACUUCUGAGUCUGAAAAUAAGAACGAAAAGGUGAGUUUUUCUAAUAUAAAUAUCCUUUAGAAAUAUUCAAUUUUCAGUUUGAUUUGAUGAUUGAAUUGUUCUUUGCCACAAAAGACAUAAAAUCUGAAGAUCCAGAAGUAAAAGCAAAAAUUAGCGAUAUCGAAGAAAGAAUUCGUAAAAUUGAAGAGAAAGAAAAAGAACAAAAUGAAACGGAUUGUCUUGUUGAAAAUGAAGACUCUGAAAAACGUGCAAAAAAUAAGAACGUUUCUCUUAAACACGCUGUUUCCUCAUUGGAAGAGCAAAUCAACAAGUACAAGAUUGGUCUCGAAUUUUUGAUGAAGAAUGGCGUUGAACCAAAUUUGAAUAUCGCAAAGGUGGCAAAUCAAAAUCCCAAAUUCAAAAAAUUGUUGAGUUCAAAUAAUCUGAAAUCUCCUGUGAAGGAUAUCACAAGUUUGGCUAACGUUUUGGGAUAUGAUUUGAAACCAAAACGAAUUCAAAAUCAAAAUGAUAUUGAAUCAGAGAGUGAAGAUGAAAUUGAUUAUGAUGGACCAUCCACAUCAACUGGACCACCACCAAGAAAGCCAAAAUCUCCGAAAAAGCAACCACAAGUUUUUCAUUCAAUUUUCGAUGAUAAUUUCGUACCAGAUGUAAAUGAUAUGAAGAAACAUUUAGCAUCACUAAAAGAUGGAAUUUAUAUAACUCCUGAAUUAUUGCAAGCUCGUGUUUGGUCACAAAUUCAAGAAGAAUUGGCAAAACAAGCGGAAGGAGAUCAAGAACCUUCGGAUGAAGUCUUUGAAAAGACAUUUGGAUUCCUCAAAUCAUUGUUGGAACCACGUAAAAAUUAUUCGACCAUGUUCCCACAAGACGAAGUUAUUGACAAGCGUCUAAUCAAAAUUGAGAAGAUCAGUCAAGAAACAUCGAUCAAUGUGUUGAAGAACAGAAAUCUAUAUUCGAAACGAAAAGCCCAUAUUUUGGCAAAUGCUGUGGAUCGUCAGAAUAGAAUAAAACGUGUGAAAGCAAUUAAAAAGGGUCAUAAAAGACGAAGUUAUUGGAAACCGUGAGUUUUUUCAAACAAAAGUUAAUUGUUAUUAAAAAUUUAUAAAAUGUUUUUUUUUCAGAUUCUUGCUUGCUCAAAUGUCAAGAGUUGAAGAUGAAUUGAAUGACAGUUUGACAAAAGAGUUGCAUUGCUUUCAAUUGUUUGAACAUAUUCUUCACAUUUUUGAUCCAAAAAGCUAUGUUCAAUUGUUGCGUGAAAUUCAAAUUUCAAGUAAUCCAGCUAAACCACAAUCCUAUAACGAUGAUGUAAAGUUGAAAAUUAUGCGUAAAUGGAUGUCUGCGUUCUCGGUCAAUGGUCCAUCUCCACAAAUGCCACUUGAUCAUCCAAGUAAUAUUACUUUCAAUCCAUCAAGUGUGUUUAUCAAUCAAAGUUUGAAAGCAAAAUCACCAUUUUGGAAAGGUGCACCAACAACAAGCAAUGAAUUGGGAUGUGGAUUUACAAAACAUGGAAAACUUGUGGCUCCAUCGUAUGUUUAUACCCAUUUUUUAAAGAAAAAAAAAACAUGAUUCUUUUUUCAGAAGUUAUACACCUGAAGUUGUCGAUACAACGCGACACGUUGGGCUUCCAGAAAUGUCUGAAACUCAUCCUGAUUCAUUUGUUGAUAAUACAAAACCAGCAUGGAAUGCAAAACGAUAUGAUAGAAGUCUCGGUGUUGUCACUGAAUUUGAUGUUAAAAAAUGGGAAAAGGCGAAUAAAGCUCAAGCUAAAAAUUCGUGAGUGAUUUUUGACUUUUUGAGAUUUGAGAAAUAAAAUAUAAUUGUUUACAGAGCCAUGAAACUCGAUAAAGCAAAGAAACCGGAUCCAAAAAUUGCCGCUGAUCAACCAAAACCUCCAGCAGUUGCUACUCAAUAUUUGAUCGAUGUCAAUUCUCAUCAACGUAGUCGACGUGAAAUUGUGUUCAAGAAUAAAAAUGGUAUCUUUGCUGAAUAUCAAACUGGUCUUCAAAUUGACAAAAAUGCAUUGAUCAGCCACGAAGGACUUGAUAAAAUUUAUGGAAAAAUCUCGUCACAAGGAUUGUUGAUCCGAGAAAAGUUGGCAACAUUUUACCAUAUGAUUCAUGGAGUAACUGUAUCAGCUCUCAAAAUCAAGUGAGUUUCAAAUUAGAAAGAUAAUUUCAAGACUAAACUAAACAUCAUAUUUCAGGUAUGCCCUUGCUAUGUUGGCCACAAAAAACAAGUUCUUCGCAAAACUCAAAAGAUCUACUGACAAGAAGAAGAAUCUAUUGAAGAAACAGAAAGAAAGAAAAGCUGCAGCUCAAAGAAAAUCUGCUAAAGCCGAGCGAUUGAGGAAAAAAUUACUACUCGAACAAUCGGCCAAAAAAGAAGAAGUCAAAAAAGAAGAAGAGAGACCAAAAGAUUCUUUGCCACAAGUAUCCUAUGAUAAGGCCAAGUUCGAUAGGAAGAACCUUCCUGAUUUCAACUUCAAAAUAUUCGCCAGUGAUUUUGAAGAAGCAGAAGAACCAAAGAAAAAUGAUGUUGCAGCCAAGCCUCAAUCUAUGAAGAAUUUGGCAGUUGUUUUGAAGUCACCAACAUAUCAUCGUACACCAUCUCUCAAAUCGCCUUCACCGUUGAAAUCACCGUCUCCGUUGAAAUCGCCUGUUCGUUCACCAAAAACCAAAACGCCACUUUCAUCGCCAAAAACUUCGAUCAACAUUGAGCCGAUCGUUAUUGAUGAUACACCAGUUGUAGUUGCUCCAACAGUACCAAUUGCUUCACCAAAGACCAAAGUUUUGAAAGAAGUCAAACUUGAGCCGUUAGAUGUUGAUAUUGAUACUGGAAACGAAUCGAGCGAUUUUGUCAGCCCAUCUUUAUCCUCAAAAUCUACUAAAUCAGCACCAAAGAAGAAACAACCACCUCCAAAGCCAAAAUCUUCACCAAAACCACCAUCUCCAAAGAAAAAGCCGCCGCCACCACCACCAAGCAAACCAACAAAGGCUAUGAAAGAGGUUAAACAAGAGUUGGUUGAUGAUUCAUAUGAUCGUAAACCUUCUUCUUCUUCUUCAACAGUGAGUUUAUUUUGACGUUUGUUUUUGACAAAAAAAAACAAAUGAUUUGUUUCAGAGACGUCCACCAAAAAGAAAGAUGUCUGAUUCAUCGUCUGAGGAACUCGAACUUGCUGAAGACUUUGAUGAUUACGGAGAAGGUCCAUCAACAUCGGAGGAUUCAAGUAUGCAUGGAAGAUAUUAUCGACAACAAAUGAAAUGGGCUAUUGAACAAUCGAGAAAAGAAGCCGAGAAAAAGGAAAAAGAAAAAAAGAAAGCAAAAAAAUAA